Messenger RNA from Vollenhovia emeryi, 1782 nucleotides. RefSeq names its product leucine-rich repeat and fibronectin type III domain-containing protein 1-like protein. Gene Ontology annotation, molecular function: protein binding. NCBI's taxonomy places the organism in Eukaryota, Metazoa, Arthropoda, Insecta, Hymenoptera, Formicidae. Gene Ontology annotation, cellular component: plasma membrane. The transcript has 3 exons. Bases 86 to 1024 code for a protein of 312 amino acids. The record is from RefSeq and is a predicted model, not a curated record.
CCACGCCAUACGUUUCACUCAUCGCUCGCUGUCUCGAGUACUGUUAGUUAAUUCAAAGAUUUCGUCGCGAGUGAGUUCCAGGACGAUGAAGCGAUUGUUAAUUAUCUGCCUUCUUUACGCGCUCUUCCAAGCGGUUUUAUUGGCAUCGCCGUGCAAGAGGGUCGUGUACAAGCGAACGAGUAAUGUUAGUUUUGUAUGCACUCAAUUAACAACGUUGCAAAAGUACUUGGAUAAAGCAUGGACCAACACGACGAUCAUUACGAUCUUUGACUCGAAUAUACCGAACAUAGCCGGGCACAGCUUCGCGAGAUUCGGGGCGACUCUCGUGACUCUAGACCUGCAUGAAUCGGGCAUAGAGACGUGCGACGCCCAGACAUUCGUGGGUCUCACGAAGCUGAGGAAGCUGAUACUCUGGGGCAAUAAACUGACGAUUGUGCCAGGAGAUUGGUUCGUGAACAUGCAACGCUCCCUGCAGACUCUCGACUUAUCGUUCAACUUUAUUCAGUGGAUCGACUACUCGGUCCUUCAGAUGCUUAAUAAUUUGGAGAACUUUUACUUCGAUUACAAUCAACUGAGUUACAUCGACUACAGCCUGUUCGCUUAUCUGGGUAAACUGAAGAGAGUAAAAUUCAGCAAAAAUCCGUGGAGAUGGCCAUACCGAGCUCGUUUGACGUGGCAAUUGGAGAACCAGAAAGUCGAGAUGACAGACGUGUGGGAAGAUUGGAACUGGAUGAACGCCGUAAUCAAGGAUUGCGUCGAGAGUGGCCGCGGCGAAUUGCCGAAUGACAGGGUGCUCGAUUGUGCCGUGGAGAAGCUGCUCGCGUUCACGUACGAGACCUUCAGCGCGCAGGAGAGGAGCAAUCCAGGCGUAUGCAGCGAGCAGACCAAGCGAUUAGUACGUUGCAUGAGACCGAGCAACGCCACCGGCGACACCGAUUACGAAACGGCACGGAGGAUCCUCGAGGAUUAUUCCGCGAUUCUGCCACCGAUGCAACGAUCACUGAGCCCCUUCCCGUUCAAGUGAUAAACGCGCUAAUUGUAAGGCACCGUCUUCUCGGAGACUUCUUUUAGGAUAAAGGUAAAUCUCGAGACACUUGUACCGUAAAUUUAUAUACCGUAUACUCUACCGACGAUUCCUAAUCGACUCGUUUCUGAUUCCCGCUCGAAAUGGAUGAAAAAGAGAACCGCGCGAUUUUACACUUCAAUAUUUAGCAUUUUAUAUAAUUCGUAGUUAUAUUUGAAAAAAUAUGAAAAGUAUUUCUUUUGUAUUAAUAGGAUGAGACGAAUUGAAGAGAAAAAGGUGGGAUUAUAAAUUCGUAUAAAAAUAACGCCUUUAUGAAAUCAAUUUUUUCGCUAUGCGAUGCGAAUUAUACAUAACAGUAUUACGAACUAAACCUAUUAUAUGAUCACAGAUUCGAUAAUGCAGCAUACUAUGUGUAUCUUACAAUUAAAAUGAUUAUUCUGGGCACAGCCGAUCUUAUUUGAACUAAACAUAUAAAUAUUCACCUUCUUUCAUCACGCGAGAAGUGAGUAUUUAAAAGAAUAUCAUUUAAUAAUGUGUAAUAAAAGUGUAUACGAAAAUACGAGAGGUUUAAAGCGCACUUGGAACUUUAAAGAUAAUGUAAUACUUUUUAACACAAAUAUGUUACACAUUUAGAAGAACGAUAAGUAACAAGUUAUAAAAUCUCUUGCAAUGUAUCAAACUUUCUGGAAUUGUUGCAAAUGGAUGAACACAUUCGAAAAUGCGUCUAUCAUAUUGUCGAAAUAAAUUUUUGAAAAAAA